ACAGACAUGAAUCCUUGUCGUAGCAAUCCAUGCCAAAAUAGAGCCUUUUGUAGCAACUAUGGAACAGAUUAUUAUAACUGUACAUGUAUAGCUGGUUUUACGGGCACCUUUUGCCAAACAAAUAUUAACGAAUGCUCAUCUACGCCUUGUAUGAAUAAUGGAACAUGUGAGGAUCAGGUCAAUAAAUUUCAUUGCAACUGCGAUCAUGGAUGGAUUGGGACAUUAUAUCAUUGUGAUGUUAAUAUCGAUGAUUGCAAUCCUAAUCCAUGCCAACAUCAAUCGACUUGUAUUGAUGGAAUUAAUCACUGCUAUGAUCAAAUUAAUCAAUUUCAAUGUCAAUGCUUACCUGGAUAUACUGAUACAAUGUGCCAAACUAAUAUCGAUGAAUGUUCUAGUAAUCCUUGCUACUUUGGAUCUUGUUUAGAUAACAUUAACGGUUAUCACUGUCGAUGCAAUCCUGGAUAUACUGGUCGAUUAUGUCAGACUGAAAUCGAUGAAUGUCAAAGUAACCCAUGUUAUAAUAACGCCACAUGUAUUAAUCAAAUUAAUCGCUAUCAAUGCAGUUGUAUUCAAGGCUUUACAGGUAUACAUUGCCAAACUGAUAUCGAUAAUUGCGAUCCCAAUCCAUGCCAUGAUGGAAAUUGUACCGACUUAGUCAAUGACUAUACAUGUACAUGUCCGGAAGAUGUAUUAGGUAAAUCGUGUUUAGACAAUUGCACACUUAAUCCAUGCCAAAAUGGCGGACAAUGCCAUGAUCAAGCCAUCGACUAUUCUUGUCAAUGUUUACUCGGAUUUACAGGUCAAGAUUGUCAAAUUAACAUCGACGAUUGCGUCAAUGUACCAUGUCAAAAUAACGGAGUCUGUAUAGAUGGAAUUAAUCGAUAUACUUGCCAAUGUCCGGCUGGUUAUACUGGACAGCAAUGUCAAACAGAUAUUAACGAAUGCUUUAGUAAUCCGUGCCAACAUGAUGCAGCAUGUAUCGACAAUAUUAAUCAAUAUCAAUGUCAAUGUCUACCUGGCUAUACUGGCAAUCACUGUCAAACUGAAAUUGAUGAAUGUUCGAGUAAUCCUUGUGUUUACGGGACAUGUAAUAACUUAAUUAAUCAAUUUAACUGUUCUUGCUCUACUGGCUAUGAUGGUACAACAUGCAAUCAUGAUAUCGAUGAAUGUCGUUUUCGACCAUGUGUUAAUUUGGUAGUAUGUGUUAAUUCUCCACCUGGUAGUUAUACAUGCUACUGCACUUCUGGUUAUACGGGUCGUCAUUGCCAGAGUAAUAUUGACGAAUGUGCAUCGUCGCCUUGUGUUCACGGAACAUGCCAAGAUGAUAUUAAUCGUUAUCAAUGUUCUUGUACUGAUGGCUAUACAGGUGUUCAUUGCGAAACUGAUAUUAACGAUUGUCUUGCACUUCCAUGCAGAAAUAAUGCGACAUGUGUUGAUUUAGUAGGCGACUAUCAUUGCAAUUGUACUCAAGGUUUUCAUGGCAAACAAUGUCUUGAAGAAGAUCGAGAAUGUGAUAGCAAUCCAUGUCAAAACGGUGGAACAUGUCAAGAUUUAGUUAACGGCUAUCAAUGUCGUUGUCGAGAUGGCUAUAACGGCACUAACUGCCAAAAUAACAUUAAUGAUUGUACACAGUCGCCAUGUCAAAAUGGAGGAAAUUGUACAGAUUUAAUCAAUGAUUAUACUUGUACUUGUCCUAAUGGCUACACGGGUAAAAACUGUUUGAGUAAUAUCAACGAGCUUGGACUUACUGGCUCCCUUUGCGAAACCAAUAUCGAUGAUUGUGCUUCUUCUCCAUGUAUCAAUGCUUCAUCUUGUAUAGAUGAUGUCAAUUCUUUUACUUGUGUGUGCAUUGCUGGUUUUACUGGCAAUCUAUGCCAAACGAAUAUACAAGAAUGUGAUUCCAAUCCUUGCUUUAAUAACGCUAUAUGCAGUGACUUAGUCAAUGCAUACAGUUGCCGCUGCAGUUCAGGAUAUACAGGAGUUUUAUGUCAAGCUGCAAUUAAUGAAUGUGCAUCGAAUCCUUGUCUUAAUCAAGGCACAUGUGUUGAUCGCAUUAACGCAUAUCAAUGUAUUUGUACUUCUGAAUAUACUGGAAUGAAUUGCAAUACUAGUAGGCUAUAUCUUGUGUUUAUAAUUACAACUGAGCAUUUUUCUUUCAUCAUAUCUGAAUUUGUAUAUAUUUAUGCAUAG
Trichoplax adhaerens is the source of this 2190-nucleotide messenger RNA. RefSeq lists its product as uncharacterized. Gene Ontology annotation, biological process: establishment or maintenance of epithelial cell apical/basal polarity; heterophilic cell-cell adhesion. The annotation marks the transcript as partial. Gene Ontology annotation, molecular function: calcium ion binding. The transcript has 5 exons. NCBI's taxonomy places the organism in Eukaryota, Metazoa, Placozoa, Uniplacotomia, Trichoplacea, Trichoplacidae. The record is from RefSeq and is a predicted model, not a curated record. Gene Ontology annotation, cellular component: protein-containing complex; plasma membrane.